Molecule: messenger RNA, 1378 nt
Organism: Musa acuminata AAA Group (dessert banana)
Lineage: Eukaryota; Viridiplantae; Streptophyta; Magnoliopsida; Zingiberales; Musaceae
Product: SPX domain-containing protein 4-like
Exons: 3
Coding region: 211-1113 (300 amino acids)
Biological process (GO): cellular response to phosphate starvation
Source: RefSeq, a predicted model, not a curated record
CGACGUGGACGGGGACGUGGGUGGGUAUCUCAAACCAAGUCAUCUUCUUUUCCCUCUUCCCUCUUCCCCGUCUCCUCCCUCGCCCGAUUCGCCGGCCUUUGUUCCUCUUCUUCCACCGAAGCCCUAUAAUUCGAACCCUCCCGUCCCCGUCAAUUUGGCUUCGAUCAGGAUCCAGAAAUCCACCGGAGAGAGAGAAAUCGGAAGCGAGGGAUGAAGUUUGGGAAGGAUUUCCGGAACCACCUGGAGGAGACGUUGCCGGAGUGGAGGGACAAGUUCCUCGCCUACAAGGCCCUCAAGAAGCUCAUCAAGCACCUACCCCAACCGCCGCCGCUCGGCGUGGACCUGCCGGACGAGCCGCCUCGGGGCGCCGCUCGGCCGCUGGACGCCGUCCUCGAGGCGUGGUUCGUCGGCAUCCUGAACGAGGAGCUCGAGAAGUUCAACGACUUUUACGUCGACAAGGAGGAGGAUUUCGUGAUCCGGUUGCAGGAACUCAAGGAAAGAAUUGAAAAAAUCAGGGCAAAUAAGAGUGGAGCUUUUACCUCUGAAAGAGAAUUUAGUGAGGAGAUGUUGGAUAUUCGUAAAGCUUUCGUCACUAUCCAUGGAGAGAUGGUGCUUUUGAAGAACUACAGCUCCCUUAACUUUGCAGGACUUGUCAAAAUACUAAAGAAAUAUGACAAGAGAACAGGGGCCUUGUUAAGUCUGCCUUUCACUCAACGUGCUCUUCAUCAGCCAUUCUUCACAACCGAGCCGCUGACCCGGUUGGUCCGCGAAUGCGAAGCAAACCUCGAGAUGCUCUUCCCCUUGGAAGCUGAGGUUAUUGAAUCAGACCAAACGGGAAAAGGAGAGACACAUGAACCCCAUGAUCCUGAGGGUUCAUCUGAUCGAGCAGAUAACAUCGGUGUAUACCGAAGCACGUUGGCCGCAAUGAAAGCAAUACAAGGACUACGGAAGGCCAGCUCUACCUAUAAUCCCUUGUCUCUUGCACAGUUCUUCCAUGGCCAAGAUGAAGACGAUGGAUCUGGAGCUGUUACCACCGAGAACUCAGCUUCUAACUCCUUGACAAACUCACAGAACCAGGAGGCAGAUGAGGAAAGUGUACAUUCCGAUGACUAGGUAGGUAGGUGUCUGAUAAUCUCCUUUGAACUGGUUUCCUGUUUUUAGCCCUCGAUGACAAUUGCAUGACCGCAAUUGUUCAUCUAGCACCCACGAAUAAUAAUUCAAUGCGGACGGUUAAGUGUCGUUAAAAAGGUGUAGAAUUAGUCAUCUUCAUUGCAGUAUACUUUGUAUCAAGAAACUGUUCAGGCCUUUCUCUCCUCGAUAAGUUAUCACUAAUCUUUUGUCAUGUAUGAAUGAAGUUUUCAUAAUCCUUUGCACUGUA